AACUGUAUACACACAAAGAUGCAGCAAGCAAAGGCCUUUUCCAAUACGCAGCACUUCUCCGUCGGCGGUGGAAACGGCCGGAAUCUGCCACAUCAUCAUGUAAGAACCCCGGCAACCGCUUCCAAAUUCCGGCGACAAUCAGUCUCAGCAGUGGCAUCGCCGCCACGUCCAAGUGAGACAGUAAUACACUCGAUGCCACCGGAGAAGAGAGAGGUGUUCAAAUCGCUUGAUGGGUGGGCUACAGAAACCAUACUCCCGAUGUUAAAGCCAGUGGAGCAAUCUUGGCAGCCACAUGAUUUCUUGCCGGACUCCACACAGCCGACCGAUUCAUUCAUGGACCAAGUCAGGGUCCUACGUGAACAAACCUCUGGAUUGCCGGACGAUUACUUGGUGGCACUGGUGGGUGAUAUGAUCACUGAAGAGGCUCUGCCAACUUACAUGUCUAUGCUGAACCGGUUUGAUGGGGUUGAGGAUGAGACCGGAUCUUGCUCGGACCCUUGGUCUGUUUGGACCAGGGCUUGGACCGCUGAAGAGAACCGGCAUGGCGAUCUGCUCAAGACGUACCUUUACUUGUCCGGACGUGUCAACAUGCCAACCAUCGAGCGCACUAUUCAGCAUCUCAUCGGUGCCGGCAUGGAGACUGGGUUGGAAAACAACCCAUACUUGGGAUUCGUAUACACAUCAUUCCAAGAGAGGGCAACAUUCAUAUCACACGGAAACACAGCUCGUUUGGCGAAGGAGCAUGGUGAUCUAGCGCUUGCACGCAUAUGCGGCAUAAUAGCAUCGGACGAGAAGCGCCACGAGAAUGCUUACAUCAAGAUGGUGGAGAAGCUAUUAGAGAUGGACCCUACAGACACCAUGUUGGCCAUCUCUGAUAUGAUGCACAAGAACAUCACCAUGCCUGCUCACUUGAUGUAUGAUGGUGAGGACCCACAUUUGUUCCAUCACUUCUCUGCCGUUGCACAGAGGCUCGGUGUAUAUACAGCCAAGGACUAUGCAGAUAUAUUGGACUUCUUGGUUGGGAGGUGGAAGCUGGAGAAGAUAGAGGGCCUGAGCAGCUCUGGCCACCAAGCACAAGAUUUCGUCUGUGGGUUGGCACCCAGGCUUAGGAAGCUACAAGAACGAGCUGAUCAAAGGGCCCACAAGAUGCAGCCACAAAAUGUAAGGUUCAGCUGGAUAUUCAACAAGGAGGUUACUUUGUAAGAUAGGAGAUUCACUGAGGCAGUGGAGAGGUAGACCCAAUAUGAGGAACACCUGAUCAGUAGAAGAAAAAUUGAGGAAGUAGUAUAUGCUUAUGGGUCAAAGUUGCAAGGGCUUAGUUAUCCAACCUAUCUGCUUGAAGUUGUCCAUAAAAAAUUAUCAUAGGAAAACAUAUACAAGUGAUGGUAAAAAUAUGUGUUAUAGAUUUUUGUACCACAUCUUAUUUUUAAAUUUAUAUCUGAUGCCACCCUAGUUUUCUAAAAAUAUCAACUAUAUCACCUAUAUUGUUAACUAAAUUAUACUUAAAUCCAUUCUGUUAGAGAUGAAACUGUAAGUGGUGAUGUGGCAUGGUUGAUAUUUCUUAAAUGGCAAGUUUAUCCUUUCUAAACACUUUCUCAAGGGUAAACUUACUAUUUUACCCUUC
Messenger RNA from Macadamia integrifolia, 1624 nucleotides. Its product is annotated as stearoyl-[acyl-carrier-protein] 9-desaturase 6, chloroplastic-like. Gene Ontology annotation, biological process: fatty acid biosynthetic process. Gene Ontology annotation, molecular function: stearoyl-[ACP] desaturase activity. The record is from RefSeq and is a predicted model, not a curated record. Gene Ontology annotation, cellular component: chloroplast stroma. The transcript has 2 exons. NCBI's taxonomy places the organism in Eukaryota, Viridiplantae, Streptophyta, Magnoliopsida, Proteales, Proteaceae. Bases 19 to 1203 code for a protein of 394 amino acids.